This is a messenger RNA of Symbiodinium natans, 579 nucleotides long. The record is from the annotation of a GenBank genome assembly. Lineage: Eukaryota; Dinophyceae; Suessiales; Symbiodiniaceae.
AUGGACCACAUCUUGGUUGGCCUGGCGAAUCCAUGGCCUCUUCCGCAGCAAGCAAAGCACAACUUGGGCUCGCUGGUGCUUGAGAGCCUUGCCGAGGAGCUAGAUCUCGACUGGGAAUGGUGGUGGAGCUGUUUCGGAUGGGUGGCCCAUGCAAGAGUGAAUGAGCUGACGCUGAUCCUUUUCAUCCCCGGCACUUUCUACAACUUGUCAGGGUUCGCCGUCCGACGCGCCUGCGUCGUGCUUGGACUGGAAUCUCAUCAGCUAGUCCUCCUGCACGAUGAUAUAGACCUUGACCGUUUCUGCUGGGCAACUCGAGAUGGAGGAUCCGACGGAGGAAACCGCGGUGUGCGGAGUGUCUUCCAAUCGCUGGACCCUGGAGUGAGGAGACUUCGAAUAGGGGUCGGGCGACCUGCGAGUCGGGAUCCCAAAACCGUUGCCUGCCACGUGCUGGCACCCGUGGACCAAGAGCUCCUCGAACGCUGGCAAGCUGCAGCGCGCAACGGGGAGCUUCUGGAGAUCCUGGGUCUUCGAGGGCCCCCGACAGACAAUCGUUCUUCAACCCGAGGCAGGCUGUCAUGA